Molecule: messenger RNA, 1737 nt
Organism: Gossypium raimondii (Peruvian cotton)
Lineage: Eukaryota; Viridiplantae; Streptophyta; Magnoliopsida; Malvales; Malvaceae
Product: protein JINGUBANG
Exons: 1
Coding region: 110-1459 (449 amino acids)
Molecular function (GO): protein binding
Source: RefSeq, a predicted model, not a curated record
AACACACUAAAAAUUUCGAUCAUUUCACCGUUUAAAUACAGAAAAUUCUUAUUAAAAAAAUUCAGUUUUCUUUCUCCCUUUCCAUUGUUUAAUUUUCCCGGAAAUCAAAAUGAGAAACGACGAAGGUGGAACCAUGGUUAUGGAGCAGCAAACCGGUCUCCAUAGCCGACCAAAUAUGGGGACUCUGUUCCAACAAUCAGAACCUCCGUCGUUUUCUGACGACGAUGACUUCCAUAAUCGGAAAAGCAAUGCUUCAUUGUCUAGUCCGAGGUAUUCCACCACAACAAGCGGCGACGGUGAAGUCUCUCCUUAUAUGAUGUCACCAUGGAACAGCCAACCUUCUUCAUGGCAUCUUCAACAUCAUCAGCCAUGUCCAUCGGAGAACGAUUUUGGUCAAGACGGACUCAUUGGGUCUAUCGUAAAAGAAGAAGGUCAUAUUUAUUCAUUGGCUGCUUCCGGUGAUAUGUUAUAUACCGGAACUGAUAGUAAAAACAUCCGUGUAUGGAAGAAUUUGAAGGAAUUUUCGGGUUUUAAAGCUAAAAGUGGACUGGUUAAAGCUAUUAUUAUACUGGGUGAUCGAGUAUUCACCGGUCAUCAAGAUGGUAAAAUCCGUGCAUGGAAGGCUUCACCGACGAACCCUACCGUUUAUAAAAAAUUCGGUAGUUUCCCGGCUAUUGGCCAUGUUAUUAAAAGCUCUGUUAAACCUAAAAACUACGUUGAAGUUCGAAGGAAAUGCAGUGUUCUUCGAAUCAAACAUUUUGAUGCAGUUUCAUGUUUGAGUUUGAAUGAAGAACAAGGGCUGUUGUAUUCAGGGUCUUGGGAUAAAACCCUGAAAGUUUGGCGGAUAUCGGAUUUUAAAUGCAUGGAAUCCAUCGACGGUGCUCAUGACGAUGCGAUAAACUCCGUGGUGGAUGGGUUCAGUGGCUUGGUGUUUACCGGAUCGGCCGACGGGACAGUCAAGUCUUGGUAUCGAGAAUUACAAGAGAAAGGAACGAAACAUUCCAUGGUUCAACAGUUACUGAAGCAAGAAAACGCCGUCACCGCCUUAGCCGUCAGCCGUGAAUCGGACACUUUAUAUUGUGGAUCGUCUGAUGGAUUGGUGAAUUUCUGGGAACACACAAACCGUGGUUUAGCUCACGGCGGAGUAUUAAGGGGACAUAAAGUGGCGGUUCUCUGCAUGGCUACGGCGGGGAAACUGGUGUUUAGUGGCUCCGCUGAUAAGAGUAUAUGCGUGUGGAGGCGAGAAGAAGGCGGUAUUCAUGCUUGCUUGUCGGUUUUAACGGGUCAUACCGGUCCAUUAAAAUGCUUAGCCGUUGAAGAAGAUCACCAGAUGUCGACUGAGACUAACCGGAAAUGGAUUGUCUACAGUGGUAGCUUGGAUAAGUCCGUCAAGGUGUGGCGCGUGUCUGAACACGCGCCGACCAUGAAUGAGAUUAAGGAAACUUACCAUAUCCACUAAGCUGUCCUUUCGUUCAUGGACCACACUGAUUCAAUCUCGGCGGGUAUGGACGGUGCCACGUGUUAAGAACCAAAUGCUUUUAACCAAUGCCAUGAUGCCACGUCAGAAAAAGUGAAAGAAGGUAUUUUUCGAUUUUCCAAUGUUUUCUGAUUUGGUAAAUGACUUUUUUUUAUUUGUUUUUUUAUUUCAAUUUUUAACGUGGGAGAUUUCCAUUAAUGUAAAAUCCAAUGUUUUUGCAUGAAUAAUGGAGCCUUAAUGUGUGUGGGAUGUUGCCUUAA